Messenger RNA from Coccidioides posadasii C735 delta SOWgp, 1007 nucleotides. RefSeq lists its product as uncharacterized. NCBI's taxonomy places the organism in Eukaryota, Fungi, Ascomycota, Eurotiomycetes, Onygenales, Onygenaceae. The record is from RefSeq and is a predicted model, not a curated record.
CUGGAGCCCAAUGCCGAUGUAUGAAAAUAUGGAAAUAGCAGCCAUGCCCCGUACUUUUAAGUCAGAUUUUUCAGGACCAGCGUUUCCGUGUUUCACUUGCUACUAUUUACAGAUAGUUCUAGGAGGAGGAGGAGGAGGAUGGUCGCAAGCCUAACUGAGAUUCGCCUUCAGAGACGGCGGCUACCGUCAGAAACUACCCCCUUCCUCGCCUUUUCGAUUGGGCAUCAUGGAAUUGGCAUGCCGAACUACGAACGACUUUGUCACAGCCACCUCUUGCAAACCGGCUUGCGGCAUGCUUGCCCUGAAAGGAUGGAGAGAGGAACAUGCAGGUGCGAAUGGUCCCGGCGCGUAAGGAUGGUUGGCUUUGGGCAUAAAAGCCAGUCAAUGACAUACUUGAUCCCUCAGCUGGAUUUCGUUGAUACCCCGAACCUCCCAGACCUCUUUAGGACAUGCCAUCCAUCACCCGACCCGUUGCCCAGGAUGAAUGCCCUUGGUGCAAGAGCGUUCAGCACUAGCGCAUACAGGUCCAUUACCUUCAGGGGAUCUGGCUUUGAGGCUAUGUUGCAUCAGAAUGGGCCGGACGGAGGACACUGGCAGUCGAUGGUGAAGAGGAUAACUGACGAUAUCGAGAAAGCUGAUCCUCGAAUCAAAGUGGCGGACAUCCAGGGUGGGAGAGCCCACAAGUCGAGCAACGAUCCAAAGGACCCAUUUCCAGUGAUCACCGUUGGUCUCCUGACGACUGAAAAUUCGAAGGACCGUAUCGGCAGCAUCCAUGUGCAUUUUGACGGGACCUUCAAAUUCUUCCCCUCCCGCAAGGGAGAUUUAGGAAAAUAUUUGGAGCAGAUCAGGAAGGCUGGUAUCCCGGGAUUCAUCGACACAAUUCCAGAAGAAACGGAGGGAGAGACCGCCAACUCGGCCACUGGCCAAGGGAAGGAGCUGGCGCAAUGAAUGGGGCCUGGAGUUCCACGAAAGAGAUUUUAUCGAUGAAAUAGUUGAGCGCUGCCUAA